AUGGCUUUGAAAACGGCAUGCAGCAGGUCAGUGAUGUCAACCAAACGAAAUCAUAUGUUUACUUUGUGGAAGACCUGGCGAUUAUGUUCAACAAAUGACACAAUUCCAACUAGUCAAGUGAAAGCAUCAAGGAAACGAUGGAGAAAAAGUAAGAAGAAACAUCCUUUUACUGAUCAUCUGUCCUGGGAAGAGAGGCUUGCUGAUGUGGUGACCCCUCUGUGGAGGCUGAGCUAUGAGGAGCAACUUGAGCUCAAGCAAAAGCACCAGGAAAGGAUAUUAUUUCAGCUCACAGAGCAUCUUUCUGGUGACUUACAAUCCCAUUCCUCAUCACUUGCUGUAGGAAAACCCAGCUUCCCUGUUCUUCCUAUUCUGCCCUCUCCAAAAACAGAUGGCUACCGCAACAAGUCCACAUUUUCUGUCAACAGAGGAGUCGAUGGAAACCCCAAAACAGUUGGGUUUUAUGUGGGCACCGGCAGGGAGAGAAAUAUUGUUUGCGUCAACGGAGACCACCUGCUUAACAUGCCAGAGAAGCACAAAUUGGUCGCCAGAUGCUAUCAGGAGUUCAUCCGCCUCUCCCCACUGGAGCCCUGCCUGCUGUUCCACACGGGGGGUCACUGGAGAGAAGUCACCAUACGGACCAAUGCAGCGGGACACACAAUGGCAAUAGUCUACUUUCACCCACAGGCGCUCACUCAAGAAGAGUUGGCUGUCCACAAGACUGAGCUGGUCCAUUAUUUCACGCAGGGUCCCGGAGCAGUCUGUGAGCUAGACUCAUUGCUCUUCCAGGAAAGCUCCAUGACGCGCUGCACCCACGAGGAAUCCCCCUACCAGCUACUGCACGGUCAGCCGCACAUACAUGAAGAGGUGCUGGGCUUCAAGUUUCGCAUCUCUGCGGAUGCGUUUUUCCAGGUGAACCAGCCGGCUGCUGAGGUGCUGUAUGGGACAGUAAGAGACCUGUGUGUCCCAAAGACCGAUGAGGAAGGGAAACCUGCCAAACCUAGUGGUACUCUUCUGGAUGUUUGCUGUGGCACAGGAGCGAUUGGCAUCACUGCAUCUCCCAGAGUGGACAGAAUUAUCGGCAUAGAGCUCAUAGAACAGGCUGUGGAAGAUGCUAUACACAACGCCUCUCUUAAUAACCUCCUGAACUGUCAGUUUAUCCCCGGAAAAGCAGAGGUGGUGCUUCCUGGCCUCAUGUCUCAGCUGAACUCCGCAGCUGAAGGCCUCACAGCCGUGGUAAACCCAGCUCGAGCUGGCCUUCACCACAAAGUUGUGCGAGCUUUACGAAAUCAACCCGCUAUCCGCAGGCUGGUCUUUGUUUCCUGUAAACCAGAUGGGGAGGCUAUGAGGAACUUCAAAGAGUUUUGCUGUGCUCCCGACCCACAGAAGAAACUCACAGGAGAGCCUUUUUCUCCCACUCUGGCUGUGCCCGUGGAUAUGUUCCCACAUACUCCUCAUUGUGAACUGGUGCUACUUUUUGAGAGGUAG
This is a messenger RNA of Menidia menidia (Atlantic silverside), 1485 nucleotides long. NCBI's taxonomy places the organism in Eukaryota, Metazoa, Chordata, Actinopteri, Atheriniformes, Atherinopsidae. The record is from the annotation of a GenBank genome assembly.